This is a messenger RNA of Leptosia nina, 3657 nucleotides long. NCBI's taxonomy places the organism in Eukaryota, Metazoa, Arthropoda, Insecta, Lepidoptera, Pieridae. The record is from the annotation of a GenBank genome assembly.
AUGCAUCUCACGAAUCCCAAACCUGUAGAACUAGUUCCACAUUCUGAUGAUAUUGUCGUCCUUGCGAGGCCUUUGCGAAGUCGUGACUCGAAACGUGAAUUCCAUUUUGGAUUGUUACUAAUGGAAUUAUGGGAAAUACCAGCCAUUAAGAAUGUUGUAUGCGAUCUACUUAGUGAUGAAGCGGAGGGAAGCCUGUCCGAUUUUGCGAUACGCAAAAUCCACUACACGGCAACCAACCCUCUAAAGAAGGAUCUCUUUACGGUCGAGUCAAGGCCCACUAGCUUGCGUAAGUUGUAUGAGAAGGCAACCACCGACCGUCUUUCGACUUCUAUACUAGAUCAGCUCAGAAAAGACUCUCAGCAUUCACCGUUCUUGUUGUGCACGCCUGUACUUACAACUAGGAGGAGACGCGUUUAUCAUAAAGUUGAUGAUAUUGAAACACGUAUUCCAUCUGUGGUUGAGCAACUUCGGAAAUGGACUUCACGCGAGGCUAUUGGAGACGUGACAGCGCUGCCGGAUGCGUCCAUGCGGAUAGUCAGCUGUGUCACUUUGACGCCGGAUGAACUCUCCGAAUGCGGUUCUGGAGACGACGAACCGAUCGACCAUCGGCUUCCGAGUCCCGAAGAGCAGCUACGAAUUAUUGCCUCCAAAUUCACUCCAGAACUAGUGGCGAUAGAUACAUCGGGAAAAUUCUUCGACAGAAUGUGCACGUCUAGAAAAUCGCUUCACAUGGAGUUGAGUACAGGCGAAACGGACACCGUGAAAAGACGGACGCGCACCAGAAAACCCCGCGGUAAAAGACGCAACACCAUAUCGGGCACUGAUCAGAAAGAGCUUAGAGAGGCUAUCGCUGGUGAUACACCAAAUGCUGUGCCUUCUGAAGAAGUUGAAGAUAGUACUGUCGUGAGAUCGCGAUCAAGCGAUUUACUUAAGAAGAGCCCGAUAGACCCAGUGAUAAAGAAAGGACAUUUCAAUAGUUUGAAACAGUGGGGCAAAAAUAGAUUGAAAAUGAUAGGCAGAUCUCCAAGUGCGAGUCGUGAUAGUUUCAAAGAUGUAUCAAAAAUUGAGAGAAGCAGGGAAUCUGUAUCUCCGCCUACUUCUGAAGAAAUGCAAACUAAUGAAACGUCAGUAACGAUGCGAAAGAAGAGAACGAGUGAUGAGGAUCGCAGAACGCAUCAGAGAUGCGCAUCAUAUUCUUCGUCUGAAAAAAGUAUAGGUGUUCCCUCUGGGCCAGCCACGGCUACUAUUAACAGUGGUGUCAAAUUAAGAACUACAUCGACACAAAGAAGAUUAAGACGCUCCGGCACUGGCAAAGAGGAACCUCAUUCAUCAAGUGGAAAUUGGUCGGCGAGUUCAGAGUCGGGGCGGACUAGCAUCGGCUCUGAAAUAACGACCACGACUGUUCCUCCCAAGAGUACUACAUCCGCUGGAACUUCUAAUAAUUCACUUAACUUCCAUCACGGUCCACCCAGCUCAAUUAUUAGUAGAAGAAGAUUUCUUAAUACUUCUGGUUCGGGGAGUGUCACCAGUGAAGGCACUCUCACACCUGACAUUAUCCACGAUUUACAUGAAGACUUAGAAACUAGUUCAGAAUUCUCCUGUGAUACUGAAGGUUAUUACACCUCCUUCCACAUGGAUUCUGGCCUAAAAACACUGAAAGAAGAAGAAAUAUCCCCGAGUACACCGCUACAUACCUCAACUGCAUUAUCCUCUAAUUCUUCAACUAGUCAAAACUUAACAGCUGAAAAUGAGUAUGAGCUAUUUGGUAAAGGCUCAACAAGUACAACUACAAGUUCAGCUGGAACGGUAUGUACGACUUUGAUGGCAGCUGGAAGUGAUAGAUCGUUAACUGUAGGUCCAACGGUACCGGAAAGGAAAAGCUCAUUAACGAAAAUGAAUCGAGGGAACAGGAACAGUAAUAUACACAGUGCCAACGCAAGCUUAGAUCGAAGUUCUAACUCAUUUAAUAAAUCACCUUUUAGUAGUCUACGUUACAACGCUUUGAGAUCAUUCACUGACAAACAUAUUUACAAUCAGUCUUCGCCGGAAAUAAGUAAUGUGCCAAAUUCGACCGUUACAGUUACUAGAAAUAUUGGAAAUAAUAGAGAAAUAACUGCAGUCGCUGAAAUUCACACAGAAACUGAUUUAGAAUAUGCAAAGAAGAGUACGGGGACCAGCUCGCCCGAUUCAGGACAUAAUACGUCUAGUUCUCCUAUUGAAGAUUCAGUUUCCAGUGCUCAUGGCAAAAAUAGCCUUUCAGAACAGGAUUAUUCUGAAUCUUCGGAUCUAGAAGGCACAGAUAGGAUAGAAAGAAUAAGGUAUAAAACUACUAUUAAUAGUUCAAGAAUACCAUCCAUGUGUGUUAUAACGCCAACAAAUUCGGAUGAUGAAGGUGAACAAGUUCAGAAAGAUAUUAUGCUACUUAGGAAACCCAGUAACGAAAAACCAAUUGAAAGUAAUUUGGUUAAAUCUCAAAGUAGGCCUAAAUUAGACUUGCCUCACGAGGAAACGGUUAAAGAAGUUAAAAAUGUUGAAAUAAGUAAAAAUAGUAAAGCACAAAGUCAAAUAAAGGCAUCCCUGCUGCCAUUCAACAAUUUAAUGUGUAAACUAAAGGGUGUACUUCCAAACAAGUUAUCGAACAAAAAAUCUCCAGUUCCAAAAGAAGUAGAAAACUUUGAAGACAUUUUUGACACUGGCGACUAUGUUACUAUAGCCGACGUUAAAAAUAAUAACCAAAAGAUGAGUCUAAAUAGAGGCAAUUAUGCUAAUGCAGAUGUGAUUGGAAAAAAUUUGCAGUCUGUUCUGUCAGGAAAGCCAGAAACAGAAUACGUAUCACUAAAUGAACUUCCAAAUUGUUUGACCGGUAGUAAAGAUUAUUUAGAUCAUGGCCUGGAAGAUAAGACACCAGGAACUUUAGAAGACAUGCAGAAAAAAGGAGCGAAAGUCACACUAGAUUCUCGCGGCCAAGUAAUUUAUUCAUCGGAUACUUUAAAAAGGAGAAAGGGUGCGCACACUACCUUCGAACCCGGCCCUUUUGUCCAGGAAAUAUCGCCAACUACAACCGUGAUCAAGCGUGAAAAUGCUGACAUUAUAACAGUUACUGAUGAAACAGACUAUGGAUACGAACAGCCGCCGCCUUCGAGCAAACCUACAUCUCCGCAAUUAGGCAAAAUGAUAAUAAAGGCGCCAGUAGAACCGCACGGGCCAAUCACUACAGAAUUCAUAACAUUGCCACCUCCAAAACCCAACACAAUCAUAACUGCUACACCUGUAACCGAAACGCCAAAUCUCGCCAACGCCCCCGCUAUUACCACAACUAAUAAACAUUCAGAUCUUCCUCGAAUCGUUGAAGCGUUAACUAGAACAGGAGCCUAUGUAAAUAUUCACGACGCAGAGGGUGUCAGCUUAUCGCCAACGAAAGAUGAUGCACCAGACUAUCUACAUUCCAAUGCUGCCAUCCCUUUGCUCAAUGGAAUACAAACGAUCCCCAAAACUAAUGGACCAAAUUUCGAUUUUCAUUCGCUAACCUCGACACUUCGUCGCAAUAAUGUUGCACAUCUAAACGGCAAACACGGUGUGGUUAACUACGACAACACGGGCCUACAAAAGCCUCAGCCUAAGUUUUGGACUCUCCCGCACCCCCCCGCAACGCACUGA